AUGAAUAAAAAUAAUUAUUAAUCAUAGAGAUCAUCAUACUCGUAUGCUUAGAAUAAUAUUGGCAUUAACAAUAAAAAUAUGUAUUUAGUUGGGAAUUAGUUCAUAAAAGAUAAAUGGCUAGAAGAUUCAUAAAGCGAUAUAGACUACCAUUUUUUUACAAAUAAGGCAUUUGACCUGCUAGACGCUUAAGCAAGAUUAUAAGAAAUAGACAAAGAAGAUGUCACAAAAAUAAACUAAACAAUUAAAGAAAUAGAAUAUAUUAACAGAAAUGAUGACACCUAAGAGGAGGAUAUUAAAUAAGAAAACCUUUUACACUAAAUUUAAGAGGAGGUAUUUGAUGAAAGCAAAAAUGUGACAUUUUAUAAAAAGUCCAAAAUACUUGGCAAACCUCUCGUUAGAUUUGCGAAUAUUACAAAAUAAUUCAUUAGAAUUAUAUAUCAUUCUAAAAAAAAUAAAUAGAUAACGCACGAUUAAUAUAUCUACUAAGUUGAAAAAAGAACAUAAGACUCAGUUAUAUAAGUGAAAACAUCUAAAAGCGUAUAAAAUUAAAUCAAGUAUAAAAAUGAAAUAGUCAAAUUCUUUUAGGGCACACAAAAUAAUUAAGGCAAUGAGGGAGAGCUUAGCUCAUUAAAAUGGCUUGAAAUGUAAGAAUAUAAUUACAGAAUUAUAUUAAAGAACAUUCCUGGUGCCUUACAUAAAUUCGAAUAUGCUCUUUACCUUUGUAAUGAAAAAGAAGUUAAAUAAGCUUUAAAUACAAUUAGGAUAAGUUAAGCUGUUCAUCAACUAUAAGUUUUACCUUUGAACUGCUAAGGAGAUAUUAAUUUUUUAUUUUAAAGGAUCACACAUAAAUGGAAGGCAUGUGUAGCAACUUUACUGAAGAAGUAAAUGGAUAGCCUUAAUUCAAUAAAUAAACAAAAUUUUAAAUCUAUCACUUAAUAAAAUUUCACAGCAAAUACUAGCUACAGCCAAGAUUAUUAUAAUAAUAGAAACUCCAAACCUCUUUAAUAUAGAAAUAACUAUUCAAUGAAUGAAAAUUAAAUGUCAAAUAUAAUUAGAGAAUUACAAGGCACAAAAGAUAAUCGAAAUAAUUUUAUUGAAUAAGAUUCAGAAAGGAUAGCUCGUGAACUUGUAGGGAGCUCUAUCAUAUAAAAUAAUUCAGAAAUACAGUAAAAGUAAUCCAAGAUAAUAUUAAAAAAGGGAAGUACUACAGAAGAGUUUGAUUCAAAUAUAUUUUCAAUGACUCCCAUUCAAAAAGAUACCUUAGGAAAAAGUGAAGAAUUUGAUAAUUUUUUGAAAUAAAGUGUAAAAUAUAAUACGAAAACAGUUCCUAAUGAUGGAAAUAAUACAAUAUUUCAAUCAUAAUAAACUAAAAUAAAGCAAAAUUAAGAUUUAGAAGGACUCCCAUAGCCUAUAGUUAAAUAAAAUGACAAUAAUUUAAUAUCUGAUGAAUCAAUCAAUUUAGACAUUUUAGAUUAAAAAAAGGCAAACGUAGAAGAAAUCAAAGAUAUAUAUAUUAGCUAAUCAAAUGAAGAAAAACCUUUUCAAAACAAAAGCUCUUAUUAUAACCCAAGUAUAAUUAAUAAUAUUCUUAAUCCAAAUAAUACCAAAUCAUUGGCCUUCUUUCUAAACGAUAAUUCUUAAUCAAAUAAAUAAAAUUCAACAGACAAUAAUUCUUAAUAAUAAAAGAUAUAAACAAAUUAAAGUAAAUUAAAUGAAAGUAAUAAAAACAUAAGCAGUUCAGGUAUUUAGUCUGCUGAGUCUUAAAACUAUUAUUAUAACGAACAAUUGAAAAUAACAUAAUCUAUAACUACCAGUUAAUAUCAAAAUACAGGUAGAAGUGACUUGCAGGCUCCUUAAAAUAGUAUAGCCUUUUCAUCUCUUUAAACUAGCUAAGUAAUAGAUAAUAACUCAAAUCCUUAGCAAUCAUAAAGUUAAACUAGUGAAAAGAGUAAAGAAAAAUCUUUGAAAGAUUAAAAAGAGAAUGAAACCCAAAAAUUUUAACAAUUAGAUAACAGCCAUGAAGAUAUAAAAAAUUAAUCACCUUCAAUUAUGGGUUAAUUAUUGAGUAAUAACGUAUAACCAAUUACACUAGAUCCUUUACUAGAAGAGCCAGAAAUUACUUCCAUAGGCUCUAUCACUCCUUAGAAUAGUUACUAAAAACUUUAGAAUACCACAUUAAACUAAACUUAAAAGAAUAGCUCAAAAAACAACUACAAUUCAUUGCAAAGCUAAAAGGGAAAAGAAUUCUACUAGACUUAAUUUUUACAAGAAAAUAUGUUAAAGUCGGUUGGGGAAUAAAAUAGUAAGCAAAAUUCAGAAAGUUAAAGAUCAAAAUAAAACUCUGUAUAAAUUUUUGAUUAUUUAAACUAGUAAAAACCAAGCUCAUAGAGAUCUUUAAGUGUAUCUUCAACAACAGGAUCCAAGCCUCUAUAAUAAAAUAAGCCAUAAGACAACUCAAUAUAAAUUAAUAAAUCUAAUUAGGGUGCUAAAUAUGAAAAUAAUUAAUUAGUAAAGAAUGAAAUUUUAGAAGGAGAGAAUAAUAAAAAUGAUUCUUUUAUUAGAUAUUAGAUGGAAUAAAAAUACUAAAAAGAAAGUGCUAUUUUAUAAAGCUAUAAGAAAAAAUCUUUGAAAGGUGAAGAUUCUGAUAAAGCUAGUAUUAAAGAAAUCUCAAAACUUUAAGAUAAUUAUGAAUUAAAAUCUUCUGAAAGAUAAUUUGAAACAAGAAAGCAAGAGAAUUAAGCCGAGGUAAGUGAUAGGUCUAGUAUAUAAGAGUAAUAAAAAAAAAAAGAGUAAAUGCUUGAGUAUAUAAAUAUGAAUAGAGAGAGUAUUGUUUAAAGCUAAUAAGAAACUUAAUUCAAUACAAACAAUUUUGAUAAUAACAUAUCAGUAUUUUUGCAAAAAUUAGAAUUAAUUAGUCCCAUAACAGAUUACCCUCCUGAAAUUUAAGUAGAAAUGUAUUUAUUUAAUGUAAAUAAUAAGUAAAUAGUUGUGCAGAGUGAAUGGAAAUAGUUUAAUAAACCCAUUGAAAAAAUAGAAGAUAACUUUAUUUAUGAAGUUGAAGAAUCUUAUAAAGAAGUGGUCUUUUAGAUAAGUAAAACAGAAAAUUAUGAAGUACAUUUAUUCAUUAAAACGAAAUUUAACUCUAAAGUAAUUGGUACUAUUGCUACUAAAUUAAGUGAUGUUAUAGAUUAUGAUAAUCCUGGUAAGGAUUUUUGGCUUAUAUGCCCAAUAAACUAUCCAAAUAUUCCUUUAGCCAUUAUCAAUAUAUGGUCUAGCAUACAUGAAAACUGUGACAACUAUAGAGAAAACAUAUACUAACUCUAUUCACAGAUAAACACAAUCAAGAAUCCACUCUAUAAAUCGUACACUCACUUUCCUGAAAUCAGGAUAGAAGAUCUAACAAGAAUAGAGUAGCUUAUUUUUAAGAUGGGGUAUAAAUAAAAUUGGCUAUUAGAUGAUAUUUUUGAAGAGUAAAGCUAGAAGAUUCUUAAUGGCUCUAAACUAAAGGAAAUAAAAAGAUAAGUUUAGUAUGGUAUGGUUAAUAGGAUAGGCUAUUUUUCUGCAAAUAUUUUUAUUUAAGAAAAUUUAUAUAAUCGACUUUUAACGAAGCUGAAUGAAAAGAGUAUUCCAAAAAAGGAAGUAUUGUCUCAUUUUCACUAGCUGUGCUUAGAAGGCAUCCCUCAUAACAAAAGAUAGGAAUUAUACUUAGAGAUGCUUGAUUUUAAAGAAAAAAUUGAAUAAGUUAGAGAUGACUUUAUUAGUUAUUGCUCAUGCAACCCAGCCAGUUAGAAUUCUACUAUCUACAAUACAUCUGCUUAAGACAUCUAUGUUUCUUAUGAGUUGAAUCAAAGUGGAAACGAAGUAAAAACUCUUCUAAAUGAUUUCAAUUUAACUAAAUAAAGAGAUAAUUUUUACUAAAUCCUUUAUUCUGAAGCCAAAUAUUAUCAAAUUAUUUUUGAUCUUGACUUUGAGUUUUAAUUUAAUCAAGACUAAUAAAUGGCACAAAGGAUUCUACGAACCUUAUCUUUCGUAAUGGUUAUUUAAAGUGCCUCUAUCUCGCCCUAAUUCUACUCCGUUUACCAUUAGCUCCUAAACAAAUGUAUUAUUUUAAAUAAUUCUAAUAAGAAUACACAAGAAUCAGAAUCUUUCUGGCUACUAUAUACAAUAAUUACUUCAUUUAAUUCAAAUCGUCAGCUCAUAACGCGAUAUUUUCAUCUAAUUGAGUCCUCAACUAGUUUCUAAAAAAUUUCUAAUAUAAUUGGAAUAGAUUGCCUUAUUGGCUUAUUUAGUGGAAGCUUUAACGAAGAAUUAUGUUUUAGAUGCUGGGACGUAUUAUUUAUGGAAUAUAAGAGAAAGAGUUGGGAUAUAUAAGGUUACUUGUCUUGUAUCGGAAUAUCACUAGUCAAUCAGUAUCAAAUAGGUAGUUAGAAGGAGUGGGAAAUCUUUGGCAAAUAUUAUUUUAAUUUUACUGAAAUGUUUAGAUUAGCCAAAAGCACCUAUGAAACCUUACUCAGUGAUCAAUCUAACUACAAGAAGUGGAUAGAAAAGCUUACCUAAUCAGAGCAAUCCAGAAAAUAAAUAGUUGAAAAAUAUGAGAAUUAAAGGGUUGUUGUAUCAAAAUAUGUUCAUAAUUAUAAUAUUACUUUUAAUUUCAUUGAGCUAGAAAAACUGAUAAAUGAGUUAAUGGAAAAUAAUUACUAUUAGAGCAAAUAUUAAAUUUAAAAUUAAAAACCUCGAAUGAAGGAAUACAGUUAGUAUGAAAAUUUAAGUCCUCGUCAACAAUCUAAAACAGAAAGAGAUUACUCAACUUAGCAUGUUUCCCCUAAAACAAUUUUUAGUAAUUAAAAAGCUUCCCCAUACCAAAACUCUCAAUCUCCAUAAGUGUAGAUAAAUAAGAUUUAGAUGAUGCCUUCAAACAGGAAACAGUAAUCACAACCUUAACAACAAUAAUAAUAAAAUUUUAUGACUCUUUAAGCUAGUAAUGAUAAUUUAAUAAAUAUUAGAGAUAGUGUAAAUCAGCUAGAAACUCCAAAAAUAAAUUAACUUUCAAGCAAUAGAGGUGCAUAUAAUUCUAAUUUAAUUGAAUACUCGUUAAAAUUUAGAAAUCAAGAAUAAUCUAAUUACUAAUUUACUAAUGUGUUUACUCCAUAAAAAUCAAAUUAAAAUUCUAUUAGACAAUUCUCGCCAGUUUAAAAUAAUAUUUAGAAUAAUCUAGCAGCUAAAAAAACUAUAAAUCCUUUUGGAUCUUCUGUAAACAGUGCAGCAUUAUAAAAAUCUCCAUAAACAUAAAAUCUAGUCAGUUAAAGCAGUUCUAGUGGAGAGAAGUAAAAGGAGCAAUAUAAUUUAAGGUAAAGCCAAGAUUUCAGUGAAUAGGAUUACUUUGUAAAUGGUCUUAAAAAAUCAUAUGAAGAAAGCUUAGAAUCUAUAAGAUUGAGCUCAUUUUAAAAUUAAGACGAAGAAUACUUAUUUAAAAAAGAAAAUCUGCACAUAUUUAUUUCAAAGAUAGUUUGUGUGGACUUAGAUUAAUUAUAAUCAGGUGAAUAAACUUUCACAAAUUCAAAGUUAUGUGGAAACUACCAAGAUAGUAAUUUUUAGCCUGAUUUUAUUGAUGGUAAACGAGUGUUUAAUAAUGGAAUUAAGAAGCUUAAGUCCAUAUAUUUUCCUUCCAGACAAGAAAAUAGUUUGAAAUUAAAUUAUUUAUUAGAAAUUGGAAGAAGAUAAGUGUAAGGAGAUGAUAUUGAGAAAAUUGAUUAAUAUUAGUUUUUUGAAAGUGUUGAAAAAACACCGAUGCUAAGGAUAAAAGUUAGAAUUAAUGAUUUAAAUUACAGCCUAGACAUUGAUAUAAGAGCAUUCAAUAAAAAUACCAUGUAUCACUAAAUGUCAUUUAUGAUAGAGAGCCAAUACCCAGAUCAAAUUAUUUUAGAAUAUAACAUUUAUAUAGAAAGUUUUUCACUUCUUGAAAAUUAAUCGAUGCAACCUGUAUUGUAAUAGCAGAUGAUUUAAUAAUAUACAAGUGUUAAAUAAAAGAUGAACUAAAAUAACAACAAUAGUAAUCAUAAUUAAUUGCAAGACUAAGCUUUGAAAGGCAUAUAUGAUGUUCAGUUACUUAAAAAUGAUGUUUGUCUAAAUAACAGCUUUACAAAUAGUAGAAUAGAGAGAUUUUCUGAUUUUGAAAACUAUUUUAACAAUCAAGUGCUUCUCUAAAGCAACAUAUAGCAUUUUAUAUACAGUAAAAACAUUUUAACUAGAAAUCACAGAGUAUUUAAUUUAGCAUCUACUAGUGAUGACAAUAAAGUCAUGCCAAAUUCUACCUUGAUUAAAAAAUUGUUAAGUUUAACAGACCAGACUCGUAUUACUUCUCUUUAGAGCCUUAUAAAAGACUUAUAAGAAAAUGAUGCUAUUGAAAUUCUUUAAUUUAUUUUAUUUUAUGUACCAGCUUCUUACUAAUAAAAGCUAAAAAUACUCUACUAGCUUUUCCUUCUAAGAUAUCCACAGUAAACUAGCGAUGAUUUAGAAGCUUAUUUGAUAGAUUUUUUCUUGAAAACAGAAAUGAACUUUUUACAAUUUCGUGAUAUUUAAUAACUAAUUUUAUCCCUAAACUAACAAAAUGAUAAAAUUACUUUUGCAAAAAUUAUGUUUAAUUCUGGUGAAACGUAUGAUGUGACUGACUUUUUCAUAAAUAAAAUAGUUAGUAAGUUAUGCAACACAUAUCUUAUGGAUAAUUUAAAUAUAUCUCAGCCAUUUAUUAUAGAGAAAAUAAUAUAAAGCAUAAAAACAUAUGAAAGUUCCUCUUUGAAUAACUUUACUAGCUAGUAAAGCACUCAGCAACAACAAUUACUAUAACGACCUGUUAAAAAUGUUAUAGACUACAACUUAAAUUUUAAUAGCCAUCAAUAAAAUAAUUUGGAUCUUAAAAGUUAAACACCUUUCGAUCCAAUAUUUGCUUAAUCUUAAAACCCAAACAGUGGAUAAAGAAAAAAUUUUUUCCUAGAUUAAGAAAUAGAUGGCUAAACUCACCAAUUCAAAUAAAAGGAAGGAAAAUUUGAAGUAUUCUUCAAAUAAUAAGGUAGGUUAGUUAAAAAAGAUGUAGAGUUCACUCUAGAUGAGUUUAGCAAAGUCACAAUUACUUCAAACUAUGAAAAUACUUUUAAAUUAAAAGAAAUUUUCUCAAAAAAUCAAUUUAUUAUUAGAAACAAAGCCAUUCAAUUCCCACUCAGCUAAUUUAGAAAUUGGAUUAAUUUAAAACAAUAUUAGUACAUAGGUGAUUUUGAUACUUUUAAGCAAUAUGUUUGCGGUAUCAAAUUACUAGAAGUAUAUCUUAUGAAAGAUAGUCAAUUUGUUCACCCAUCUUUACCUAUUUAAAUAAACAUUCCUAUUCUUUUACAAAUCUAAUAUCAUGACAACAAAUAGCUUUAUUGUGAUUAUAUUUUUAUUUCAUCAAAUAUACAUAAUUUACUAAAGAAAUCAGUGUCAAUUAAUUAUCUACCCCAUCUCACUCUUGAUGAUUCAAUAAUCUUUAUUUUAUCAAGAAUAUUAAAACAACCCAACCACUUUGUCAAAAAAUAUGUUUAGGUUCUGAUAAACUCUAAAAUAAUAGAUAAACUUAAUGUACCUUUAAAGGAGAUAGUAUCACCACAAAAAGUAGUAGAAAACAAUAAUAUCAUUCAAAUAUUUAUAUAAGAUAAGAAACCAAAAAUAAAUGUUCCUCAAAAAUAUUAAUCACCAUAAAAUUUUGAUUUCUAAAGCUAGAAUUCUCAAAUACCAGAUCCCUAAUAUUAGUUUAAUGGAUACUCUAUUUGGAAUAUAUGCUCUACAAAAUAAUAUCUACCAUGCAAAAUAGUUUAACCAAAUUUAGUAAAAUAUAAUAAACAAAAGUUUUAUUAUGAUAAUAACCAAAAUGUUAUUAGAUGGUAUUGA
Molecule: messenger RNA, 7917 nt
Organism: Tetrahymena thermophila SB210
Lineage: Eukaryota; Ciliophora; Oligohymenophorea; Hymenostomatida; Tetrahymenidae
Exons: 7
Source: RefSeq, a predicted model, not a curated record